Messenger RNA from Papilio polytes (common Mormon), 695 nucleotides. RefSeq lists its product as uncharacterized. The transcript has 5 exons. The coding region runs from base 150 to 650 and encodes 166 amino acids. The record is from RefSeq and is a predicted model, not a curated record. NCBI's taxonomy places the organism in Eukaryota, Metazoa, Arthropoda, Insecta, Lepidoptera, Papilionidae.
GCACUGCGCAGCACAUAUACAUGAAAUUAUUUUCAGUCCAUAUCGCAAAUUAUAUGUUUAUGUACCGUGUAAAAAUACAGUGUGUUUUUAAAUAAAAGGUGUAACUAUAUUGUGUGAGUUCACAAAAAAAUAUAUAAACAAGUCGUAGCAUGACAGUGCAGAAGCCGGAGAAAUGCUGCUUUUUAAUAAAUUGGAAGGCAGUAUGUUAUAUCUUCGUUUAUAUUUUAAUGGCACUCCAGACCAUUACAAUUCAGUUGUGUGUGUCGGCUGUACAGUACUACUAUACCCGAGUGAAUGAUGUGGACAUCUCCCCUGACAGUGAUCAUUUAGGAGGGGUGAUCACAUUCGUCGUGUUCGCUGGCGGAUUUUUGAUAUGCGUCGCCAUCUCUCUUGUAGUAUUUAACAUCAUAGUCCUAUUCGGAUUGUACCUGGACAACUGGAAUUAUAUAAAAAAAUAUUUGAUAUUCGGGACAAUGAUGCUAACGUUAUUUAUAAUCGUAUCCAUUUUUAAAGAAGUUAUUGUGGAAAAGGAACGAUCAGAAUCAGUCGGGAACAGUAUUGCUUGUGUGUUCAACGCUUACUUUUUAUACGUCAUCAGAUCAUACUGGUUAUCACUUGAUCGUCCGAAGCCAGAUGUAGAAAGUGUAUAAAGUUAUGAACCGAUAUUCUCAAGAAAGGAUAAUAAAUCUGAGAGU